Drosophila suzukii is the source of this 1658-nucleotide messenger RNA. RefSeq lists its product as uncharacterized. Gene Ontology annotation, cellular component: nuclear membrane; nucleus. The record is from RefSeq and is a predicted model, not a curated record. Gene Ontology annotation, biological process: proteasome localization; nuclear protein quality control by the ubiquitin-proteasome system. Lineage: Eukaryota; Metazoa; Arthropoda; Insecta; Diptera; Drosophilidae. Gene Ontology annotation, molecular function: proteasome binding.
CACAAGUCACAUCUUCAGAGCGCGCUGCCACCUUGAGCGAAUUGGCGCAAUUUAAACAAAAAUAAGGAAAAAAUCGCAAUUGCAUUCGCGGGAGGGACGCCAAAAGUAAAACCCGAAGAAAUCCGACUGCCAGGAAGAUAUAUCCCCAGCCCGCGCCAAGAUCGCUGACUCUGCUGCGAAGAUAUAGCGAAGCAUCCAAGUGCCCGCAUUGGAAUUUGGAAUCGCAAUGACGACCCCGCUGCAGACGAGAAUGGCGCUGGCCGAGAUUCCGGACCGUCUGGAGGCGCUGCGCAUGGCCAACACCCCGACGAACGCCAAUCGGAGGACUCCGGACGAGCCGACUCCGGCGGCCAUAAUAAACACGCCGAACGCCAAUGGAGGAUUGGGCUUGCGAGUGGACAAUGAUGUGAAUGUCGUGCAGGCGCAGGACUUUGUCUUCUCGCCGUUGCCCUCGCCGGAUGAACUAGUCAUCCGGCAACGCGGUCGUCGGCGCUUCACCACCACAUUUUCGCCGGAUAAGGUCAAUGGAGGCGGAGGGGCCUCUGGUGGUUCCUCCAUGCGUAGUCCCUUCCAGCGUACCCCCACCAAGAACCUGCAAUUGACCAGCGGCAUGAUCCUGCGCAGCUCUCCACGCAAGCGGCUGACCAUGGGCAGCACCCCACCAGAGCCCACGCCCAUGGAUACCUAUUCGCCCAUAAAGAUGGCCACCACCAAGCAACUCUGGCCGGGAACACCCAUAGUUAAGAAGCUGAAGAUGGAAGACCGACCGGUGGGGCAGACGAACACCGAUGCCACGCUACCUUCUCUGUUGCAGGGUCUGUCCCAGGAACAGCUAAUCGAAUUGAUCAUGAACAACCUCAAGAGUGCCACUGAUGAGGGGGAGAUUAGACGGCAGCUGCCCACGCCAGAUAUUAGUUCCCUUGAGCAGGAGCUUUACCAUGCCAAGCGGCUCAUAUUCAAAUCCCUUCCCACCUCUCGGCUGUGCAAGAAGACCGAUGCUGCUGCCUACUCCAAGGCGUCGAUGCAUCUCAACGAAUUUAAGCGGGUGCUGCAGUCGCAGGCCAAGCGGCUGCACGACUCCACCCACUGGGACGCCCUCGUUGACUACGUCACCGUGGCCUGGCAGUGUGUGGCCAGCACGCCCAACUGGGAGAGCCACGCACACAACGCGGUGCGACGGCAGUGCUUCAAGCUUUUGGCCUGCUCCUGCUAUGCGGCCAUUAAGCACGGCGGAAUGCGUUUGGGACAAUCGCGACUAGAGGCACUGGAACGCAAUUUGCGCGAAUGGUCCAAGGACUACGAAGACGUGCUGUCCUGUGUGAAUGCCUUGCAACGUACGCUUAACAACCGUACCAGCCUAUGAACACCGUGGAGACUAUAGACUUUUAAGGCCGACUUGCUGAACUCGAGGUUUAGUGGACCGAAUCUAGAAAAUAAGCCGAAAUUUAGCAACUAAGCGAACGAUAUUUGGCGCAGCAUGUGUUAUAAACUAUUUUUAAUUUUGUUCCUCGAUAUGUUGUCCUAUUUAAAAUGCACGUAAGCAAUUACAGCUUCUUUAUUUAGUGAUCUAAGCCACUCGCUAACUAAAGUCGGUUAGCUUUAUAAACUUGUAUUUAUUAACGCUUAAAUAUAUGCUUAGCAAGUAGGUUUGAUUACCA